Molecule: messenger RNA, 2414 nt
Organism: Neopsephotus bourkii (Bourke's parrot)
Lineage: Eukaryota; Metazoa; Chordata; Aves; Psittaciformes; Psittacidae
Gene: MAEL
Product: maelstrom spermatogenic transposon silencer
Exons: 12
Coding region: 1-1236 (411 amino acids)
Biological process (GO): male meiotic nuclear division; regulation of miRNA-mediated gene silencing; spermatogenesis
Cellular component (GO): P granule; nucleus
Molecular function (GO): sequence-specific DNA binding
Source: RefSeq, a predicted model, not a curated record
AUGCCACGCCGUAAGGGCAUUGUCAGCCCCUACUGCUUCUUCGUGACUGAACAGCUGCCCGAGCUGCAGCGGCGUAGGCUGCCCGUGACCUGUGUCAUCGACGCCAUCCCCUAUUGCUCCCAGGCUUGGGCGAUGCUGACUAAGGAAGAAAAGCUGGCAUAUGCAGAGAAAGCUUGUAAAUUGAGUGGAAAGAGAUGUUCUCAGGAGACAGUGAAAGAGACAUGUAACCUGGCUCUUCCGGUUCCUGCUUGUCCCACCACAAAGAUGCCCUGUGUGACUUUUCCAGAUGCCUCUGUUAUGUCUUGGAAGAAUGAUCAGGCUGUACUUGUAGACAUUUUCUACUUCCUGAACAUUUACAGCCAUGGCAAGCUGCCAUCCCACUGUGAACAGCGCUUCCUGCCUUGUGAGAUUGGGUGCGUCAAGUACUCCCUGCAGGAUGGCAUAAUGGCUGAUUUCCAUCACUUCAUAGAGCCAGAAGUACCACCACGUGGGUUUCGGUACCACUGCCAGGCUGCUAGUGAUGCCACUCACAAGAUCCCUAUAUCUGGAUUUCAUCUUCCACGUACUUGUUAUGCGGUUGUCUUAUGGGAACUUCUUGAGUUUGUCCACCCAGCCAGAGGUGUUUGGCCUCGCGUUUACUGCAGGUCUAAUGACAGGUUUCGAAUUAGCUGGUGUCUCAAUCGAAUGGCUAGCAUCACAGGCAUUGAAAGCCACCUGGAGCUCCUUGAUGUAGAGGACCUGGUAAUAGAGCUGCACCAGAAGAAAUACCAAAAGGAGCCAUCCAAGACUUGGGUGUGUAGAGAACUGGAUGCCUUCCUGUGGGACUUUUCCAGUAAUACCAGGUGCAAGUGGCAUGAAGAGAAUGACAUACUCUGCUGUGCUUUGGCAUCCUGUAAGAAGAUUGUUUACUGCAUCAGUAAAUCUUUAGCUAGUGCAUAUGGAGUCUCACUGACAGCAGCUCACCUGCCUCUUCAAGACCUUGAUAAUGGUGAAAGCACAAAUACCAAGAUGGUGAUAUUGGAUGCUGGACGUUUUCAGAAUAUGAAGGCUGAGGGUCCUGCAUGUGACCGACAUUUUGCUUCUCCAAGUUGGCAUCAAGAGUUUGUCCCUUCUCAUUGUGAUUCUCCGUGCGGUGUGAAGACCUGUUCCCUUUAUGGAACAAGCAUCAUGCGAGGAAGAGGAAUUACUCAACUGCUGAAAAGUGCAUCUAAUCUAACCAAGCAUUUCAGUAACUGAAGGUCUUUUUUACAUCCAGGACAGCUGUAAAUUGUACUUUUCCUUGUUUUCCUAAGAUAACCAGCAGUUUUUUCCAGUUUGCAGUGUUUCAUCUUAUGUGCAAACUUUGACAGUUCAAGUUCUUGUUAGAAUGGUAAAACUAUUGACCAGAUUUAAAGACAACCAAAAUCUCAUUAUCUACAGGAAUACUUACUUUGAAGGGAUCUGAUAGUUGUGUCUUCUCUUUAAAAAUAUAUGCCAUACUCAUUCUAUUUCUUACAGGGUGGAGUUCAAAUUCAAGAUUGAUUAGUCGAUAUCACUGGAUUAGAAGAGUAAUUAGUGGUCUGUGUAAUUUUAAACAAGUGCUUUAUUUUUUUUCAUAACCUCCUUGCCCUCUCCUGCAUGUGGAAGACAUAACUUCAUAAAAGUUUCUUCCCCAAGAAGUGAUGGGGAGGGGGAGGGUGGGGUGGCAGCACCGAAGGUAGGAAGGGCUGCAAUAGGGGAAUUAAAAGGUGUAACAGUCUUGAAGGUUUGCUGUAAAUCUGUCAGUUCUAGACACAAAAAAUUUGAGUGGCCAUUCAAGGCAGAAAGACUUGCUAUGAAAUGCCUUGGAAGAAACUUGGUGAAAAUGUGUCCAUUUACUAAUGUUCUUUUGGAGGCACAGGUUAUAUACAUCAGGAGCAAGUACAGUACAGAUUUUUUUUUCCUUCUGCAUCAGCUUUUGUUUCAAAACAAUGUAUGUCCCUCAAAGUUAGAGACUGAAGACAAGUUUAGAUGUUACGGGUAUUUUUGAAUGGAAUAUCAAAUUCCAGCAGAUACAUGAAUCUGCAGAUAUAACUUCACAAGCUUAGUCAUGCUGAGGAGAUACCAGUCACAAAUUAUUUGGGGGCACAUAAAAACUGGGAGACUGAAGUAUCCUUAAGAAGUUAGUUGUUUCAUUUUAUAGAGGUAUAAGUGUUGAACUAGUUCCCAAAAAGUUGUCUGUUGACAGAGCCUUGUCCUUAGUCUGUGUGUCUUUAAGGAACUAACUGAUUGUCAGAAACGAGAUUAUUUUUUUCAGUUGUUUCUACAUUUUGUUCCAACAGAGGUCCAGUUGUGAAAUACUGUUUCCAUAGCAACUGUGAGAAGAUAGCUAUUGCAUUCCUUGUAGGAACUGAAACUGAAGAUAAGGUAGCUUAUUCUUCUGCAUGAUGGGAGGG